CUGCAGCAGCAACACUGCAAUAGACGCGCACAACGCAGUGACAGCAUAGCUGUGGCGGAGACGCCUCGGCUCCGCCUCCCAACCACACGAAUCACACCAACAUCCACCGAAAUGGCGUCGGCGUCGCGGCUGCUCCCGCCCGCGCCUCCUCCUUCCGCCCAGCUCCGCGGCCCGCGGGACCGCCUUGCCGUGCGGCGCCUCCGGUGCCGCGCCUCCGCCUCCGCCUCGGCCACUGAUGGCGCCGUGCUGCUGGAGCGUGGCGGUCCCGCGGCGGUGGCCGUGCGCGAGUUCGUCACGCUUGACGAGCUCCGCGCCGCCGUGCGCCUCCGCGUACGCACCUUCUACGAGUAUGCCGUCGACUCCGUCGGAACCGAGGAUCACAGAAAAGCUCUUGCAGAUAGGGAGUUUGAAGCAUUACAGGAUAGAAUUUCUGGGAAGAUGAUAAAUUUUCAAAGAGUUUCUUGCAUAAAUGGGACUGUUCCACUGUCCCCAUCAUUAAUGUCAGCUGAGGAACUUUGUUCUACAUGCAAGUUUGUGGAGGAUGGAGAAGAGAGAGUAGUAGUUGGUAGUUUAGACCUUAAUCAGUGUCUUUGGCUACCAGAUGAAUUGACUGGAAAGAAGCCUGGGGUAAAUGAAGACAUCCAGACAAGAGCGUACCUAAGCAAUGUCUGUGUUGCCAAGGAGGUUCAGAAAAAGGGCUUAGGCUAUACAUUGGUUGACAAGUCCAAGAAAUUAGCUCGUGAAUGGGGCAUAACAGACCUGUAUGUCCAUGUCGCUAUUGACAACAUAGCAGGGCAAAAGCUGUACGAGAAGAGUGGAUUUGUUUAUGAGGGCGAAGAACCUGCAUGGAAGGCUAGGUUUCUGGGGAGACCACGGAGAUUGCUUCUUUGGCUCGAUAUGAGCAAAGUGCCUUUGUGAUCGUGCAUCUACUGAGAAUACAACUCCGAAGAAAUGUGGCAAAGUUUUAAGAUUUACUUAUCAAGCGAAAGAACAAAACUGGAUUUGACAAUAAUUGAGGAAAUCCUCUCAACAAUGGAGAUUCAAGGAUUCCUAAGGGUGGGGAUCUCUCAAUUGUGCAAUCGGAUGAAGGUUGGCCGACGAUUGAGCAAGGGCUCAGGGUAGCGAAGGGUGCUCCACGGUGACUAACCAUGUCUCUAGGGCGCUUCAGCAAUUGAAUAGUGGAAUCGAUUGGAGGUAGACAACUGAUGAAGGUUCAGAUAGCAGAGGAUAUUAAACAUCAUCUGUUUGAGGUGCAGGAUACAGGCAAUCAAUUGGAGGAACUCGGAGUUGUUUGUAUUUCUUAUGAUCUAUUGAAUAAUUCCACAAGCACAUAGAAAAUAUCAAUGCAACGCUUCGUUUUAGAGUA
Messenger RNA from Sorghum bicolor (sorghum), 1366 nucleotides. RefSeq lists its product as uncharacterized. Gene Ontology annotation, molecular function: acyltransferase activity, transferring groups other than amino-acyl groups. NCBI's taxonomy places the organism in Eukaryota, Viridiplantae, Streptophyta, Magnoliopsida, Poales, Poaceae. The transcript is spliced from 6 exons. The record is from RefSeq and is a predicted model, not a curated record. The coding region runs from base 112 to 918 and encodes 268 amino acids. Gene Ontology annotation, cellular component: chloroplast.